CCGGAAGUACCUCAUCUCUCGUUCCACUAGCAUGCUACAGCACUGAUUAGCGUUUGUUUGUUUGUUUUUACGCAUUUAAUUCAUUACACUUUUAAAUUAUUUUGCAUAAACAUAUAAAUCUAAAAGAUGCAGAGCUACGACAAGACGCCUCUCGGCUCCAGGUCCGGACCGGUGACAGACAGCAGAGGGAGUGAUGGAUCGUUAUUAGCGGUACUGAAGACGUUGUUGUUCUUCACUAUCCUGAUGAUCACUCUGCCCAUCGGUCUCUACUUCGCUUCCAAGAAAUAUUUGUUUGAAGGAUCUCUGGGUUACUCCAGUAACGACAGCUACUUCUAUGCCGCCAUCUUGGCGGUGAUUGCCGUGCACGUGGUCCUGGCGCUCUUCGUUUACGUGGCCUGGAACGAGGGAUCGCGGCAGUCGAGGGAAGGAAAGCAGGACUGAGAGAGAGAAAAAAGGAGGAUUAGGAGAGGUAGAGGGAGAACGAGAGAGAAACCAGACCUUUUUGAUUCUGUUUAAAAAAACGAGUAGAGAGAGAGAUCUGAUGUGUCCUGCACACGUCUCCUACGGGGUCAGAGGUCAGCGUGAAGCCUGAGGUGUGUGUAGAGCAUUUGUUGGAGGUUUAAAGGUUCCUCUGGGGAAAGCGUUAAGGUUCUGUGUGUGGCUUCUUUAGAACGUUAAAGGUUCUUCAGAUCAUCCGGAGCUUCAGUCUGUGGUACGGUUCAGCGGGGAACCUCAAAGCUUUCCUCUGAGGAACAAACCAAGACUCCUUUAAAGCUUUAAAUGUGUUUUAGAGGAAACUUGUGGAGUGUGAGUGAUGUCCUUCUGCUGCUGUUUCACUACGUCUUCUCUUUUAUACACAACAUUCAAGUUCUAGAAAAUGCUUUAGAGUGAAGCUACACACACACACACACACACACGUUAUCUCCUGCAGCGCUCCCGAACCGAGCUCGAGCAUCAUCAUCUCCGAGCUCAUUAAAAUCCGCUUCACGUCUCGAGUUUCGGCUUUUUCUCCUCCUUCUGUGUCAUGAGUUCAGUGUUUAUCUGUUCCAUCUGUGUUAGAUGUCUGUACUGUGAUUGGUUGGUUGGUUGAUUGAUUGAUUGGUUGUUUUUUUUUUUUUUUAAAGCUAGUAACUGAUCUGUAUAUGAUGAUUGCAGAGCUCCUGAAGGGGCCUUUACCAAUAAAUAAAUAAAUACAUUUCAUUCUAUAUAAAAAAUCUCAUUCUGAUCUGA
This is a messenger RNA of Hemibagrus wyckioides, 1230 nucleotides long. RefSeq names its product vacuolar ATPase assembly factor VMA21 (gene vma21). Bases 127 to 441 code for a protein of 104 amino acids. Gene Ontology annotation, biological process: vacuolar proton-transporting V-type ATPase complex assembly. The record is from RefSeq and is a predicted model, not a curated record. The transcript is spliced from 3 exons. Lineage: Eukaryota; Metazoa; Chordata; Actinopteri; Siluriformes; Bagridae. Gene Ontology annotation, cellular component: endoplasmic reticulum membrane.